Molecule: messenger RNA, 3894 nt
Organism: Marchantia polymorpha subsp. ruderalis
Lineage: Eukaryota; Viridiplantae; Streptophyta; Marchantiopsida; Marchantiales; Marchantiaceae
Source: the annotation of a GenBank genome assembly
GCACGAAAGGCAGGGAUGAACGGCGAAAGGAAGUCAGCGUAGCGGGAGGCCCUGUCGGUAGCAAGACGUAAAGGCUGAUAGCCGGUUUCUCACCGGAGUUUGAAUGCACGUCGGAACUGUCACUGGGGCUCUGGGUUUUGUUAGGGUUUAAGCUAGAGCUCGUGCCCAGCGUUCGUCCGUAGCUGUACCGAAGCAGAAACCUCCCUCUGGCAGAGAAGAGAGGACACGCUUCGAACUCGUCUUCGAAUUUUAUUCCGGCAAUAGUCGGGCUCGAAGGAAUUUUUUCACCGGCGUGGAAACUAAUUCUGCAGUGGAAAUGUUCUGAUCCCUUAACGAGCUCCCUAGAAAUCCAGCGCGUGGCUGUUUCCAACUGCCGCAAUGAGGAAGAAGGUAGAUUCUCGUAUCAGAACGCUGGUAGAGAAUGGUGUCAAAGCCCGACAGCGCUCGAUUUUUGUCAUAGUUGGGGACAAAGGGCGUGAUCAGGUUGUAAACCUGCACUACAUGCUGUCGAAAGCUGUGGUGAAAGCACGUCCUUCCGUCCUGUGGUGUUAUAAGAAGGAGCUCUUCUUAAGCAGUCACAAAAAGAAGCGUAUGAAACAAAUCAAGAAGAUGAUGCAGAGGGGUCUACUGGAUCCUGAGAAGGACGAUCCUUUCUCAUUGUUCGUUGCAAGCACCAACAUACGUUACUGCUACUAUGCAGAAACUCAUAAAAUUCUCGGAAACACCUUCGGCAUGUGUGUGCUACAGGACUUCGAGGCUUUAACUCCAAAUCUCCUUGCUCGUACUGUUGAGACGGUUGAAGGAGGUGGUAUCAUUCUGUUGCUCCUUUCUUCCUUAUCUUCUCUCAGCAGCCUUUACACCAUGACGAUGGAUGUACAUGCAAGGUUUCGAACCGAGGCCCACUCAGAUGUAACAGGUCGAUUUAAUGAGAGGUUUAUACUGUCUCUCGCAUCCUGCAAAGCAUGUGUAGUCAUGGAUGAUGAGCUGAACAUUCUUCCCAUCUCCACUCAUAUUCGGUCGAUCACACCUACACCUAUAUUGGAGGGUGAAGAUGGUUUGACUGAGGCCGAGAAAGAUCUGAAGGAACUUAAAGAAUCUCUGAAAGAUACUCUGCCGUUCGGGCCUUUGGUUGGCAAGUGCCGUACUCUUGAUCAGGCAAAAGCUGUCAUCACGUUUCUUGACGCAGCCUCGGAGAAAACAUUACGAAGCACAGUUGCCUUGACUGCUGCAAGAGGACGAGGAAAGUCGGCGGCGUUAGGCGUAGCAAUUGCUGGGGCAAUUGCCUUGGGGUAUUCGAACAUUUUUGUUACCUCCCCGAGCCCCGAGAAUCUCAAAACAUUGUUCGAGUUCAUUUUCAAGGGAUUUGACGCAAUGGACUAUAAGGAACAUAUUGAUUACACUCUUGUAGAGAGCACAAAUCCGGCCUUCAAUAAGGCUAUCGUAAGAGUUAAUGUAUUCCGUCAACACAGGCAAACCAUACAGUACAUUCAGCCACAAGAUCAUCAAAAGCUUGCGCAAGCAGAGCUUCUUGUCAUUGAUGAAGCUGCCGCUAUCCCUCUUCCGUUAGUGAAGGCCAUGCUGGGGCCUUAUCUUGUCUUUUUGUGUUCAACCGUCAACGGUUAUGAAGGUACAGGUCGAUCGUUGUCGUUGAAAUUAAUACAGCAACUGCGUGAACAAGGUCAAAAACUCACAACUCAGGCAGCUUCUGACGAUGGCGGGAGUACAUCAGGGAGGGUCUUUAAAGAAGUGGAAUUGGCAGAACCUAUACGGUAUGCAGCAGGUGAUCCGAUUGAAAUUUGGCUCAAUGAGCUUCUAUGUUUGGAUGCCGCCAACCACAUUUCUUCUGUUGAAGGCAGGUUACCGCAUCCGAGUGAGUGUCAAUUAUAUUAUGUAAAUAGAGAUACACUCUUCUCCUAUCAUAAAGCCACUGAAGUUUUCCUCCAGAGGAUGAUGGCACUGUACGUGGCUUCACACUACAAGAACACGCCUAACGAUCUGCAACUACUUUCGGAUGCCCCUGCCCAUCACUUGUUUGUUCUGCUAGGUCCUGUAGACGACACUCAAAAUGGACUCCCCGAUAUAUUAUGUGUGCUACAGGUUUGUCUUGAAGGCUUAAUAUCUAAGCAUUCAGCCCUGAAAAGUUUGAGCGACGGGAAUCAGCCGAAUGGUGACCUUAUUCCGUGGACUAUAUCACAACAGUUCCAAGAUAGCGAGUUUCCAAGUUUGUCGGGUGCCCGUAUCGUACGAAUAGCGACACAUCCGAAUGUUAUGAGAGCCGGUUAUGGUACUUGCGCUGUCGAAUUGCUAGCCAGAUAUUAUGAGGGACAAAUAGCAGAUCUUGCCGAGGAGGAUGGAUUUGAACCUGUUCCUUCCAAGAAGCCUGCGAGGGUUACGGAGGCUGCUGUUGAGGUCUCACUUCUUGAAGAACAAAUAAAGCCAAGGACAGAUCUGCCACCUUUAUUGGUGAAACUUCAGGAGAGGAAGCCAGAAAAAUUACACUAUCUUGGAGUCUCCUACGGGCUCACUCAAUCACUAUAUAAUUUCUGGCAGAAACUAGGAUUUGUGCCUGCUUAUGUCCGACAGACACCAAGUGAUAUUACCGGAGAACACACGUGUGUGAUGCUGAAGGCUUUGGAUAAUGAUGAGGUGGAGGUGGUUGGAUCUGGUAACACUUGGAUUACUCCAUUCAAUGAAGAUUUUCGGAGGCGAUUCAUGUCACUUUUGGGCUUCAGUUUUCGAUCUUUCGCUCCUGCGCUGGCUUUGAGUAUCUUGAAUCCAAAAUUCAAAUUCGAUGAGAAUGAAUCCAUCGAGGGAGCAACAACGGAAGGAAUUUUUGGUGGGAAAACCCCUCUGUUGACUCCUUAUGAUAUGAAGAGAUUGCAAUCUUACGCCAACAACCUUGUAGACUAUCACAUGGUCUUGGAUCUAAUACCUACCCUAGCAAGACUGUACCUCCUCGAAAGAUUACCCGUAUCCUUGUCUUUAGCACAAGCUGCUAUACUUGUAGGUGUUGGUUUACAGCAUCAAAGCUUGGAUACCCUGGAGGCCGAACUUAAAUUACCUGCAAAUCAGAUUCUUGCCCUGUUCAAUAAAAGCAUUCGCAGGUUGCAUUCUGAGCUGCAUAAAGCAGCUGCCAAGAAGAUCGAGGCUGCCUUGCCUCGUAUCAAAGAGGUCACCAUGAAUUCUCACGCAGAGUCGUUGGACGAUGAUCUCGACGAUGCAGCACGUCAGGCCCAGGCUAACAUGAUGGAGAAGAUGGAGUCACUCCUUCAACCCGAGAACCUUCAGCAAUUUGCAAUUUCAGGAAGAGAAGCUGAUUUUGACGAAGCUUUGAAGAAGGGUGGUGGGAAGUUGCCGAAGAGCGGAUUCCUGAGCGUGAAAGGAACGAAAGAGCAGCCUAAGGAGAAGGCCAAGGAGCAAAAGGAUAAAGGUGGGAAGAAGAACAAACGGGGAGAUAAGCGAGAGGAUAAACGGCUACAUAAGAAAGCGAAGAAGUAGGCAGUGAAGAUUGUUUGUUUUUUUACUUUACAUCAGGUAGAUCUUAAAGUUUUCUUAGAUUUGAAAAGCAGAGUCUUUUGCUUGUCGUCAUCAGAUGUUUUCUAUUGGAGUCGUCUGAUAAAGUUUUGAGUGUUCCUUGAGGCUAGGAGCACGGCACCGCACAUCCGUUUCGUAUCUCCGACGUUUUUACAUGGUGAAUGAGUGCUAGAAUUUUAGAGAUUUCCCGCGUACUCUUGGUAUGGGCUUUCACAAAGCAAGCUGUGUUGGAUGCGGUGCGUCGUGAGAGCUUUGUGCAUUCAACCUACGCGUAAGAGGUCAAAUUGAGCAAUCUCAGACUUUGUGCUCAAUAAGGACCACUCUCGUUUUGAAAUCUUCUGAAUGACAUAAAUCGGUGUA